Selaginella moellendorffii is the source of this 810-nucleotide messenger RNA. RefSeq names its product pentatricopeptide repeat-containing protein At5g56310-like. Lineage: Eukaryota; Viridiplantae; Streptophyta; Lycopodiopsida; Selaginellales; Selaginellaceae. The record is from RefSeq and is a predicted model, not a curated record. Gene Ontology annotation, molecular function: RNA binding; protein binding. Bases 1 to 810 code for a protein of 269 amino acids. Gene Ontology annotation, biological process: RNA modification. The transcript has a single exon.
AUGCCGGAGCACAACCUCGUCUCCUGGAAUGUCAUGCUGUGCUGCUACGGACAGCACGGACACGUCGGGCAGGCCAAGCGGAUGUUCAGCGUGCUGCAGGAGCUUGAGCAGUGUGACCUCGUCUCUUGCAACAGCAUGCUGUCGGCCUAUGCGAGCUGCGGGGAGCUGGAGCAAGCCCAGCUCAUGUUCGAUUCGAUGCAGGAGAGGGACCUCUUCUCGUGGAACAUACUCCUAUCGGCUUAUGCGGCGGCGGGGCGCACGGUGCAAGCCAGGCAAGUGUUCGGGUGCAUGCCAGAGCGAGCCGUCGUGUCGUGGAAUGCGGUGCUGGCGGCGUAUGCGCAGCGCGGUACCGCCGGCAGUGCGAGUGAGGCGCUGGAGGUGCUCCACGGCAUGCUGCUGGUGGAGAUGCCCGACGAAGUCACCCUCGUGUGCGCGCUGCUGGCGUGCAGCCGCCUUGGCCAACUCGCCACCGGGCUGCACUUGUUCAGAUCCAUGGCCAGCGACUUGCAGCUGCUGCAUGCCACACAAAAGCACUACGGCUGCAUGGUGGACGUGCUAAGCCGUGCUGGCCAUGCGGAGGCGGCCCGCGAUCUGGUGGCGGCGAUGCCGUUUGUGCCCACUGCCCAGGACUGGAGGUGCCUGCUCAUGAACAGCAGCAGCGGCUCCAAGCUUGCGGCCAGCCGCGUGUUUGCGUUGGAGCCCAAAGACUGUGCGGGCUACGUGCUGCUGGCCAACACCUGGAGCAUGCCGCAAGCUGGGGCAUUGGUUUCAACGGUGGGAAUAUGCCAGGGGGCAUCUUCGGCCACGUAG